CGGACAUGGAAGCGGACGAGGAUGAGUACACGGACAUGGAAGAGUCUAUGAUCCGCUACCUAGACGGGGACGACGACCUUUACAUCCACCCGGACUCCGUCUAUCCGGACGUGUUGUUCGGGGGAGACGUCGACGCGGGGAUACGCAGCUUCCAGCAGCACGUCGGCCUCGACGACGGCAACGCUAACGAGUCCGGAGGUAUCUUCAUGCCGGCGCAACCAGGGGGCGUGAGCGCGGCGCAUCCGCUGCUCGUCCACCACGCCGACACGCACGCGUCCUCGCACGGCCACCAGGGGGCGACGCGUCUGCACCGGACGGGCGGUCGUCGGCAGGCGUACCGCAUCGUCAGCCCCACCGUUCACGUGCACUACGCGCGACACCCGAACCCGCCCGCCAUCCUGCAGAGGUUCUUGGGUCCGAGCACGGCGCACGACAUCCUGCAGCUGACGUCGGUGACGACGCCAGGUGGCGCCACCACGCGGCUGCUCGUGCCGAGCGACGACGUGCACAUCCUGACGCACCACGACGACGCGGCGGCAGCACUGUACGACGGCGACGGAGAGCUGUUCACAGGGGGCGCCGCGCUCGGCACGGUGGCGUCUGCCCUCGCUCGCUGGACGGAGGAGUGCCGCGUGCUGGACGGGGAAAGCAUGCACGACUGUGUUACCGGUACGUAG
Messenger RNA from Priapulus caudatus, 677 nucleotides. Its product is annotated as E3 ubiquitin-protein ligase HUWE1-like. The transcript is spliced from 3 exons. The coding region runs from base 6 to 677 and encodes 223 amino acids. NCBI's taxonomy places the organism in Eukaryota, Metazoa, Priapulida, Priapulimorpha, Priapulimorphida, Priapulidae. The record is from RefSeq and is a predicted model, not a curated record.